AAAAUGAAGAAUUUUUGAUGUAAACUUUAAUAUUUACGUAAAGUUUAACGGCUGUUCAUUAUUGUUAAUCUAUUACAAAAUGGAAUUCAAUGACAUUAAUACGAAACCUAGUAGUGAUUGUGAGACGACUUUCUAUGAGAAUAUGAAAAUAACCUCUGCACCUCUUCAAAGUUCUGCAAGUUCAAAACCUGAACAAACAGUGAAUGAGGAAGGACUGUAUGAGCAGUUAAGAUUAAAAAAGAAAACGCAAUUAAAAGAAGAUACACUCCAACGCAUUAAAUUGUUUAUGUAUAUUAAUUUUGCCUUGGGUAGUGUGUUAUGCGUUACAGUCAUUGCUUUGAUAAUCGUUGUUGCUGUACCAAAACACCAAGAUGUAGAUGGUGGAUGGACAAGUUGGGGAAAUUGGGUUUCGUGUAGUGAAAGCUGCGGUGGAGGAGUGCAAAGUCGAGCUCGGACAUGUUCAAAUCCAUUACCAUCACUGUCUGGGAAAUAUUGUCACGGAAGUCCCGUAGAAGUGAAAACAUGUAACAGGGAGUCAUGUACAGGUAUAUGCUUAACACAAAAUCCAUUUAUGACUUGUUUUUGUAUUUUACUAGAUGGCGGUUGGUCUCUUUGGGAAAACUGGGGAUUAUGCACUGAGAGCUGCGGUGUUGGUGUACGUACACGAUCAAGAUCCUGUACCAGUCCAACGCCUUCAUUGACUGGUCGAUCAUGUGUAGGAGAUUAUACUGAUGUUAGCACAUGUAACAGGACAACGUGUCCUCAGCACAUAGUGGCAUUCACAGCGUACAAUAUAUACCGUAAUUCGUCAGUCUUCACAGCCCUCUUGUUCCGGAACACCUACACUAACUUUGGAAAUGCAUAUAACACCACCACAGGGAAAUUUGUAUGUAACGUGCCUGGAGUGUACCAUUUUGUUGUGACUUUAACAAAGUAUUUUCAAGAUAUUGGCUUUAUAAAUGCCUAUUUAAGAAUCAAUGGCAGCACUAAGCUUUACCUGCACAUAAAUCCUGAAGACGAUAACAGCAAUGAAGUUGGAGCAUACAUGUUGACUGGUGCUGGUACCUACCAUCUAGACCGGAAUGAUGUCGUAUAUGUUUAUGGCAUUCCUAACUAUUUUUAUUAUGGUUCUUAUUCUUACUUCACUGGAUUCUUGAUAAUCCCAGAUCAAUAAAAUCAGUUCAUAAUCACUACAACAAGCUUGAUCGAUCUGUAAUCAACAAAACGAUUUACUGAAUCCUUUAAGUAAUAAUUAGAAACGAAAUUGAAGGAAAGUCUUAACUACUGAAUCAGACAUAAAAGUAUUUUAUUUUCAUAUAAAAUUUGAACUUAUAUAAUUAUGUGUGCCAAUUAUAUAAAAUAAAUAAUCUAUGCAUUGAAAAGAAAGGGAAAAUUAAAGAAAAUUGAAUUAAAA
This is a messenger RNA of Mercenaria mercenaria, 1414 nucleotides long. RefSeq names its product A disintegrin and metalloproteinase with thrombospondin motifs gon-1-like. The coding region runs from base 80 to 1174 and encodes 364 amino acids. Gene Ontology annotation, molecular function: protein binding. Lineage: Eukaryota; Metazoa; Mollusca; Bivalvia; Venerida; Veneridae. The record is from RefSeq and is a predicted model, not a curated record. The transcript has 4 exons.